Molecule: messenger RNA, 864 nt
Organism: Closterium sp. Naga37s-1
Lineage: Eukaryota; Viridiplantae; Streptophyta; Zygnematophyceae; Desmidiales; Closteriaceae
Source: the annotation of a GenBank genome assembly
AUGGGUGGGCCCAUUAACUUAGACCCCUCCCCACGCACGGUGGUUCUUGCACAGUCCCUUACACGGCGGCCAGCCCCCCCACUCCCCCGUCCCACCACCGCCCCACAACAGCAGCAGCCGUGGGAGGGUAGAGGCAGGGUAGAGGGUGGUGCUGGAGUGGCUCACGGUGGCCACCCCUUCCACACCACUUCCCCCCCCCACAGCCGGAGUCGCAGAAGGGAAGGCGACGGGGAAGCGCAGGGAGGCUGCCCGGGGCGGCACAACAGUUGCAGUCGCGGAAUGUGCAGCCGCUGCAGCAGCAUAGGGGCCGACGGGAGGGCGGGCGGGGAAAUCUGCUGGUGCGCAACGGGCGGUGUGGAGCUGACGACGGACGGCGGUGCGCUGACAACGGGCGACGAGGAGGUGGCGACGGGCGGCGGGGAUGUGGCGACGAGCGGCGGUGAGCUAGCGACGGGCGGUUUGCAGCUGACGACGAGCGACUGGGAGCGUACGGACGGGCGGGGGGGAGUGAAAUAUGGACAAAACGUGGGCUCGCCGAGUGUCGCAACGAGCAGGACGAAGGGUCGCAACAGCAGCGCGACGGGGAGCCGCGAUGGGGACUGCGGCGAGGCGAACGGGUCCCGCCAUUGCGCAGAUCGCCGCCAUCUGCAUAGCUGGCACGCCGCUGGGAGCGGUGGCGUGUUGAAGGCGCGGUCGAAGAUGGUGGCGAACCGGUGGUACACGAUGGGGGCGGGGGACAGCUGUGCGUCGCUGGUGGUGGUGCAGUUCCAGCGCCAGCCGCCGCUCGUGGGCGAGCUCAACCGCGGCUGGAUGUGCCGCUCCCAGAGCCUCUUCGCCGGCAUGCCCCUCUGCAUCGCCUCUUAG